Messenger RNA from Fusarium tjaetaba, 537 nucleotides. RefSeq lists its product as uncharacterized. NCBI's taxonomy places the organism in Eukaryota, Fungi, Ascomycota, Sordariomycetes, Hypocreales, Nectriaceae. The record is from RefSeq and is a predicted model, not a curated record. The coding region runs from base 1 to 537 and encodes 178 amino acids. The transcript has a single exon.
AUGUUGCCCUUGUCCUUUAUCAUCAACAUCGCUGUCUUCUCGAUUGGAGCAAUGUCGCUACUCGUUGCUAGAGACGCAAUCCAUGUUGAAGAUCUCGAUCGUUACGAUGAAGUCAUGAAGACUGUUGCCGAUAACCACAUUCUCAACUUUUACCCCGAGAAUCAAGUUGUCAAGCUUGAUAUUCAUGAGCAUCCAUCUGAGCAGGUAAUAUGGCGUCACAUGUCGAUCAGAUUCACUGCUAAUCAAUGUCUCAACCAGAUCGUCCGAUCUGAAGAGUUCAAGCCGAGCCCCGACGCCGAUGCCUACUUCGAACAGGAGAAAGAGUUACAGCAGCAAUAUCUGCACCGAUCGACUGGGGAUGGGGCGCUGGAGGACAGGAAUGCCUGCCCGAGGGGAGAGGAACCUCAGUUUGAAGCUCGUGCGAGCUCGCGCUGCUUCCAGUUUUGUGGGUACAUCGGCCAUUGCUCGGAUCGAGCCUGUCCUCAUUGCUACUAUGUCGGAGGAGGUUGCCAGUGGCAGAAAUGGUGUCGCGCGUAG